Populus trichocarpa (black cottonwood) is the source of this 2336-nucleotide messenger RNA. RefSeq lists its product as uncharacterized. NCBI's taxonomy places the organism in Eukaryota, Viridiplantae, Streptophyta, Magnoliopsida, Malpighiales, Salicaceae. The coding region runs from base 400 to 1959 and encodes 519 amino acids. The record is from RefSeq and is a predicted model, not a curated record. The transcript has 2 exons.
UGGUAAGAACAAUUAUAUAAAUAUCUACAUGUAAAAUAUUUUUUAUCAUUAAAAAUGGUAUUCCCUCUUAAUAGUUAAAAUAGUAUUUAUUUAAGGGAAAAAGGAAAAGAGUUAAUGGGAUUAAAAACAACAAACAAGAGGAUAAGAACCGUAGAGAAGAGAGAGUGUGCAUGUUUUUCGUUUUCAUGAUCUGAAAAAACAGAACACAACUCAACACUUCUCUUCUGUUCUGUUCUGCUGUCUUGUUUUUUUUUUGUUUUUUUUUUUAAACAAAAAUCUCUUCUUUUUUCACUUCUUUUAUCUAAGAAAACAGCAGCCCUCUUUGGUUUUGGUAUGAAUUUAAUUCCCUGCAUGUGUUUUAUGGGUGGUGAUGUUUGCUGUUGUUGUUGUUAAUCAAAGAUGAGAAGUGUCAAUAAUAGCAGCAUCGAAACCGUUAACGCCGCUGCUACCGCCAUCGUCUCCGCCGAGUCUCGUGUCCAGCCAUCCUCUUCUUCUGUUCAAAAAAGAAGGUGGGGAGGCUGCUGGAGUCUCUACUGGUGUUUUGGUUCUCACGGUUCUCACAAGAAUAGCAAGCGAAUUGGUCAUGCUGUCCUUGUUCCUGAACCAGAAGUACCAGGAGCAGUAUCCUCUUCAACUGAAAAUCAGACUCAGUCAACUCCCAUUCUGCUGCCCUUUAUUGCUCCUCCCUCUUCUCCUGCUUCUUUCCUCCAGUCUGAUCCCCCUUCCUCCACUCAAUCACCAGCAGGAUUGCUCUCUCUCACGUCCCUCUCGGCGAAUGCUUAUUCCCCACGCGGACCUGCAUCCAUUUUUGCCAUAGGCCCUUAUGCACAUGAAACCCAGCUAGUCACACCACCUGUGUUUUCUGCUUUCACCACUGAGCCAUCCACUGCUCCAUUCACUCCCCCUCCGGAGUCUGUUCAACUUACUACACCUUCAUCUCCUGAAGUGCCAUUUGCUCAACUCUUGACGUCCUCUCUGGAACGUGCUCGAAGAAAUAGUGGCCCCAAUCAAAAGUUUUCGUUAUCUCACUAUGAAUUUCAGUCAUAUCAUCUGUACCCAGGAAGCCCAGGUGGUCAAAUCAUCUCACCAGGAUCAGCAAUCUCGAAUUCAGGUACCUCUUCUCCGUUCCCCGAUAGACAUCCUAUGCUUGAGUUCCGAAUGGGUGAGGCUCCCAAGCUCCUGGGCUUCGAACAUUUUAGUACUCGUAAAUGGGGUUCAAGAUUGGGUUCUGGAUCUUUGACACCGGAUGGUUUGGGGCUAGGUUCGAGGCUUGGUUCUGGUACAGCGACUCCAGAUGGCAUGGGAUUAUCCAGGCUCGGUUCCGGUACGGUGACCCCAGAUGGCAUGGGGCUAUCGAGGCUCUGUUCUGGAACUGCCACUCCAGAUGGUGCGGGCCUGCGUUCAAGGCUUGGCUCAGGAACUUUGACCCCUGAUUGCUUCGUGCCUGCCUCGCAAAUUGGUUUCCUUUUGGAGAACCAAAUUUCUGAGGUUGCAUCACUUACCAACUCAGAAAAUGGAUCAAAAACCGAAGAAAAUGUGGUUCACCACAGAGUCUCCUUUGAGUUGAGCGGUGAAGAGGUUGCGCGUUGUCUUGAAAUUAAGUCAGUGGCAUCCACUAGAACUUUCCCAGAGUAUCCACAGGACACCAUGCCCGAAGACCCAGUGAGAGGUGAUAGGUUAGCAAUGAAUGGUGAACGUUGCUUACAAAACGGGGAAGCUUCCAGUGAAAUGCCUGAGAAAAAUUCAGAAGAAACAGAAGAGGAUCACGUCUAUAGAAAGCAUCGAUCCAUCACUCUUGGGUCAAUAAAAGAGUUUAACUUUGAUAACUCUAAAGGAGAAGUCUCUGAUAAGCCUGCUAUCAGCUCUGAGUGGUGGGCAAAUGAAACGAUUGCUGGGAAGGAAGCUAGACCUGCCAACAGCUGGACUUUCUUUCCUCUGCUACAGCCAGAGGUCAGCUGACAUUACAAUCAUGAAAAAAAGACCUCUCUUCCAUAUUUGGACAGUGAAGCAAAUAUGUUGUAUUGAAAGCUAGCCUGUGAGAUGCAAGUCCAAAGCCAGCACUGUUUUGGAAACUCUGAUUACCAUAGUCUGCAAUCACAUGAUUGAAGGAUAGAUUUCACAGUACUAUUUUCUCAAGUGACCAAAAGCACAAAUUCUUAGAGGAAGUAGUUUGUAGGGAUCCUUGGUGUGGGCACUGAUAGAUCAUUCUUUUUUUUAUCUUUUCCUUAUUUUAGUUACACAAAAAUAGCAUUUGCAUAUAGGUAUUGUACUCUGGAUAUUUUUUUUCUUUCCUUUUUCCUUUUCAUGUGUAAUAAUAAGAGAAUUUGGUUUCCUUC